This is a messenger RNA of Diceros bicornis minor, 4979 nucleotides long. It is a transcript of the gene PLAC8L1, whose product is annotated as PLAC8 like 1. The coding region runs from base 3069 to 3608 and encodes 179 amino acids. The record is from RefSeq and is a predicted model, not a curated record. The transcript is spliced from 4 exons. NCBI's taxonomy places the organism in Eukaryota, Metazoa, Chordata, Mammalia, Perissodactyla, Rhinocerotidae.
GAAGUUUACAUGGACCAGAGUCAGAUAAGACUUCACAGAUGAGGUGGGACGUGAAGGAUGGUUAGGAUUGGAGUAGCGAUUGAAGGAGAGCAGGGCCACAUUCCUAGCUUUUAGAACUGUGUGGGUAAGGGCUUGGAGGUGAAAACAAAUGCCUGGCUUGUUUGGGAGAUGAUGCCAGGAAUGGAAUGUUUAUCUGGAAGGAAUGAGAGAAAAACAAAACAAGUAAGUAAAUUGAGCCUUAUUAUAAAGAUUCUGGGAUUCCAGGAUGAAAAUCGAAGUUGAUUUAAUUGUCUGGAGAGUCACUGCAAAUUUUUGAAGUGGGAAUGAGAUGAUAUGUUCCUUCAUUUCUUCUAUAGUUUGUGGUAGUUGUGUCCAUCUGUUUUUCUCUUGAAAGAUUCAUUCAGUCAUUCUGAUGACUAUGUACCUUGCUCUGGUGGGUUCUCAGUGUUAGCUAUACUUUGUUAAACUGUUUUCUCUCCUUAAUAUCUUUGGAUGUAACUUCACAUAUGUAUUAAAAAAUCAGAUGUUACCCAGGACUUGCAGCAUCAAUUAAGCUUUCUAAUUGCCCACUGCUGUGCUUAGAGCAUAAUAGCUUAUAAGGUGAGAAAAAACACUUACACACGAAAAACAAACAGGAUAGGACAUGAUCCUUGCUCCUAGGGCUUAAGGAAUGUGACAAAGGAGCACUUACUGCAUUUUCACUUUGGAGGAAUAGGUGGUGAUUUGUUCUUCUAUCCCUUGUUUUCUUUAACCUGAAGUUAGGUCUAGAGCUGUGCUGCCCGAUAAUUUAGCCACUAACCGCAUGUGUCUAUAGAGCACUUGAAAUGUGGCUAGUCUGAAUUGAGGUGUGCUGUAAAAGUGUAGAAUACACUUCAGAUUUCAAAGACUUCGUAUGACAAGGAGAGUAUAAAAUAUCUCAAUAAUUUUCUUUUAUGUUGAUUACAUGUUAAAAUAAUAUUUUGAGUAAAUUAGGUUAAAGUAUAUUGAAAUUAAUUUCAUCUGUUUCUUUUUACUUUUUUUAAACAUGGCUACUAGAAAAUUUAAAAUUGCAUGUGUGGCUCACAUUAUAUUUCUGUUGGACAGUGUGGUCUAGAGACAGAAUGGAAUUUUGGUUAAAUGUUACUUUCUAUUGUAUCAUAUCAAGAGGUACAUAAUAUCACUUUGUCCUGCUCUUAGUGAUACUAAAUUUGAUAAUUUCCAAAACUCUCCAUUUUAAAGAUACAUUUUGAUCACUUCCAGAACUUUCCAUUAUAAAGAUAUAUAUAUGUAAAUCACUUCCAGAGCUUUUGUUGUAAAGAUGCUUUUUAUAAAAAUGGCUCAGAACUUUCCAUUGUAAAGAUACCUUUUGAGAAUUUCUGGAACUCUCCAGAGUUAAGAUACAUUAUUUCUUUUGCACCUAGAAAUCUGUGGAGUGAUAUUUUGACACCUUGGGAAUGUCCUGUUCCCAAUCUUUUAUACCUAAUGGUUUUAGUACCCCUUGAAGAUCCUUUCCUGAACAAGUUAUGUUGGGGGCUAUGCAAAAUUGUGGUUUUUUAAUACUAUCAUUUGUUUUUCAAAAAUAGUUGUCAUUCUUCUUUAAAGAAGAACAUCCCUUUUUCUUCUUUCUCUUUUUCAUGUAUUUUAUUUUUAGGUGAAAGAGCUAUGUGGCAUGUGGAUUAAUCAUUUCAUAUAAUAAAUGUUUGACUAGAAAAGUUGGGUACAAAUGAAAUUUUAAAAUAGGGAAUCAGCUUACAUGUACCAUGGUUCUUCACUCUUCAAAGGAAUCUUAUUGUAAAUCUUUUUGCAAACUAGUAAUCACCUCUUAAUUUCUAUUAUUUUAUAAGCUUGAAUUUUCAUAUAUAGACGAAUUCUUCAACAAUUGAAUACUUAUUAAGUUUCAGACACUGUGUUAAGCACGUGGAAUCGAGUGGUGAGCAGAAGAAACAUGGCUGUCCUUCAUGUAGGACGCAUUCUUAGAGUUAAGACAGUGAGAGUUGUCCAGAACCCAGUGAGUGAAGGCAAUUAUGCAGCUAUAGCCAAAGAAUCUUGAUUUGGGAGGUAUUAUAUAGGCUUUUGCUAACAACCCUGCUCAAGUAAAUGCUUUGAAGUUCAGAACCCUAAACAGUCAUUCUCUAUGGGUCUGAUGAGAAUAUGUGGUAUAGUUGACAGUUUCCUUCUGUUGUCUUUCUAAGGUAACACUGAAUUAUGAUGACUGAUCCCUUCCCUCAAUGUGCAAUUUUUUUCUAAUGUUUUUUCCUCUAACGACAUUUUCCCAGCGUUUCUGGGGUCCAUACCUCCCUCUGUAAGGCGUGCCCUAGAGGCAUACUUCAGAGGCUUCUAAUACCCUGAAGAUUCAGAGCAGUAGGGAGGCAAUCACCAGCCAAGCCCUGCUUUGGUCACUGGAUUCUGUUCGGGCUGGGUAGGAAAGAAGCAGCAUCACAUUCCUGGCAUGAUCAAUGAAGUCCAUGGAAGAGAAGGAGAUUGCUAGAAGUUCUAAAAAGCCCGAGAGGCUUGGGACAGCCUGGUAUAGCUCAAACUUUCGGAGACCAUUUGCAUGGGAUGGAUUCAAGCACAACAUCUGGGCUGAAAAAGCUUUCUGUCCCUGCUUCAGGUUAGUUCUGGGACUCAUCAUCUUGCUGAAUUGGACCAUCAGGCCUGGGGAUGACAAGAGGCCCCCACUACUUCUCAGCUACAUGGCAUGGCAGAAAUCUGUAGCCUUUAAAUCUGUAGGCUUUUGAGUCCCCUGGGAAAAGGUCAAGUGACACUUAGCUAGAGUGUUUACUAGAGGUAUCUCCUAAAGCAAAGGGAUUUUCCCACCAAAGAUAAGAUCCUUUUUUUAACUUACACUGUAUCUUCGGCAGUCUCUUCCUUCAGAUUAGUAAGAUUGACAUGCCCACAGUUAGAUGUGUACCUGAUUUUAAAGAAAUAAGAUGUCUGUCAGUUACACUGCUGUGACCUCAGGUUCCAGAAUAUUAGGCAACAUUCUUUAGAAGAGAUGUUUCACUUUGGAUUGAACCUAAAUUUAGAAUCAGUCGGCUUAUUGUCAAAGGGAAAAGGAUAGUCCCAGUGACAAGAAAACACCUCUCACUAUGAAUUGGUUUCGAAAUUACUUGUCUAAAUUUCCUGAGGAUGUUUCCUUACUCAACAUACAUUCACCUCUGUUGCUUUCACUCAUAGCAUCUGAAGAUGAACAACAUUUUAUUUCCAACAUGAGGAGCCAUGUGCCAGCCCCGGCUGUGGUGAAGCAGCCUGUCCGGGGAGCCAGUGGCAGGACUACAAUCACAACAGUUGUCCAGACUGGUGGGGACUGGAGCACCGGCCUCUUCAGUGUCUGCAGAGAUAGGAGAAUUUGUUUCUGUGGUCUGUUUUGUCCACUGUGUCUUGAGUGUGACAUCGCCAGGCAUUAUGGAGAAUGUCUUUGUUGGCCAUUGUUACCUGGGUCCACCUUUGCACUGAGAAUUGGCACCAGAGAGAGACAUAAAAUACGGGGCACACUGUGCGAGGACUGGCUGGCGGUGCACUGCUGUUGGCCUUUUUCCAUCUGUCAGGUGGCCCGGGAACUCAAAAUGAGGACCUCCCAACUCUACGAAAUCUAUGCAGCCCCUUCAACUAAGGACACCUUUACUUGACAGAGCCAGAAAACUUCUCAUCUCCCAAGCCCUUCUCUCAAAUUCCUCUUAGUAGAGAGAUUGUUCUUCUUCUUACAUUUUUACUGAAAUAGUAUGAAAAUAAAUGCUUGUCCCCCCGCUGUCUUUACCAGUGUUCUUUCUUUACAUAUGCCCCCAAUGAAGAAAGACUCUGUCAUUCGUCUGGAUUUGUUAUUCCAGUUCAGCCACGUAAGGCAGGUUCUAGAGGUGAGUUUUGGAAGGUUGCAUUCCCAAAACUUCCAAAACCUCCUGCCUGGAGUUUUGGAAGGUUGCAUCUUUUUGCAUCUUCCUACUGCCAUCCUUUCAUGAGGGUGUCUGGAAAGCUGGAAGCAUUGUUAUAUGGCUUUCUUAUGCUAAGCUCCAUUUCCAAAAGUACCAGUGAUGGUGCAGGAGAUGGUUAAUUUUAGUUAGAACCUGGACUGGGCACUAAUGUCACUGAAACACAGAAGCACUGUCCUUCCCUUGUCCUGACUCCUGCAGUCCUGGAUGCAUAAAAAAGAAAGCCUCGGGUUGCUGCUCAUCUUGCACUUGCACAUCUUCAGCCCCAGCCUCAGAGCCUUAGGUAGGCAACUGUUAUGGGUUGAAUUAUGUCCCCUCUUUCCCCUCAAAAGAUAUGUUAAAGUCCUAACUUCUGGUAUCUGUGAAUGUGACCUUAUUUGGAAACAGGGUCUUGGAGAUGUAAUUAAGUUAAGAUGAGGUCAUUAAAGUGGGACCUAAUCCAAUAUGACUGUUGCCCUUAUAAGAAGAGGAAAAGAGACACGGAGACAGAGACACACACAGGGAAGAUGGCCACAUGUAGAUGGAGGCAGAGAUUGGAGUGGUGCUGCCACAAGUUAAGGAAUGCCCGGGGCUGCCAGAAGCUGGAAGAGGCAAGGGAGGAUCCUCCCCUGGAGGUUCUGGAGGGAGCAUCGCCCUGCCAACAUCUUGAUUUUGGACUUCUAGCCUCUAGAACUAUGGGAGAAUAAGUUUCUGCUGUUUAAGCCACCUAAUUUGUGGUACUUUGUUACAGCUGCCCUAGGAAGCUAAUACACCAACCACCUACCAUGUGACUCGAGUACUCUUGUUUUUGUUAGGGUGGCAGCACAGAGCAGUGCUGAGGAGCCUGGGUUCCGAAGCCUGAACUGCCUUCUUCAUAUUAAUUGUAUAACUACAGGCAAAUUUGCUAAUCUCUCUGUGCCUCAGUUUCCUCAUCUGUAAAAUGAUAGUACUAACCUCAUAGGGCUGUGAAGAUUCUAACCAGUCAAGACACUUAGCACAGUGGCUGGCAAGUAGCAAGGACUCAGUAUAUGUGAGCUAUUAUUACUAUGUUACUGUUACCUUAUGUUCAUAGCAAAUUAUAUAAUUUUCCAUUUA